Brachypodium distachyon (stiff brome) is the source of this 2026-nucleotide messenger RNA. Its product is annotated as transcription factor UDT1. Bases 1051 to 1740 code for a protein of 229 amino acids. Gene Ontology annotation, cellular component: nucleus. The record is from RefSeq and is a predicted model, not a curated record. Gene Ontology annotation, biological process: regulation of DNA-templated transcription. NCBI's taxonomy places the organism in Eukaryota, Viridiplantae, Streptophyta, Magnoliopsida, Poales, Poaceae. Gene Ontology annotation, molecular function: protein dimerization activity; DNA-binding transcription factor activity; sequence-specific DNA binding. The transcript is spliced from 4 exons.
CAUUUCAAGCAUGCCCUAAUAUCAUACAGCAGGUGCAAAUCACCCCUCUCUAAAUCGAAAUCGAGGAGUUCCAACUUUGGACCACGCGGAUCGCCACAGCAGUGCACUGAGACGUGACUCAGCUAGAGAAUUUCACUGUUGUAUAUACGUACCAAGAUACUAGAAAGAAAUCAGGACGAGAUCUUAGAUAAAGUUUCAGAGAUCUCGCUGUAUCUACACAAUACAUAAUAUCUGCCCGCACCUUUCAUGCUUUUGAGAAUUCCCAUGAUCCUGCCCGCCUGAAUGUACACAGUACACUGAUCCUGUGAUCCAUCCAUCCAGCGCAGCAUUACGUCCUUUUUCGGUUACCACAUUGCCCAAAAGGACGCAGAUAGCUAGAGACCGGAGGAGAGCGCCCCUCCCAAUCACUGCCGGAUCUUCUGCCCGGCCAGUACCACCACGGCACCACGCACCGCAGCAUCUUGUGUUGUACUGCCAGAAAGAAAUCAUAGGAGCUCGCCGGAGGGGCAAAAGAUCAGAGGGAGAUCUUUCUGUACCAUCUCCGUAUUCCAAAUACUCCUUUAUGAUCUGAGCCUGAUUAAUCUCUCGCAGCGCAGCGUGAUCUGCCUGGAUUGGAUGCAAUGUGACCCAAUCACACCUGAAACUUUGCCACCUUUUUUCAGUUACGAAAUGGCAAGCCAUGGAGAGGGAAGAAGCUCUCUCUGUCACUCCUGCUGGCUGGCUUCCUGGGUGCAGUCAACAGCGCAACCAACCCAUGAGAGAUGCCGCUCCAACCAACUCACCUCCCCACAGGCACGAGGACGGAGAAGGGAACCAUCUCACUUGCGUUCCAGCACUCCUUUCCUUUGCGGUUGCUUUCCCCGCGAGAUUCCUCAGCCUCCCCGCCCAUAUAACAAAGGAGAAGCCCACAAGGCACCAGCACUACUAGCAGGAGAGUGAGAGUGAGUGGCACUGCACUGAACGCCCUCUCUCGUUCGGUGGGAGACCGGGAGGCAGGCGCAGUCAGGCAGACAUCUUCCUCCUCCUCUAUCCUCCAAGCAGCAGCGAGCAAUGCCGCGCCGUCCGAGGGCUCCCCGCGGCGGCGGUAGCGGAGGCGGAGAGGAGGUGAAGAUGGAGGACUUCGUGGAGUCGAUGCUCAACUUCGGUGGCGGCGGCGGCGGUGGAGGGGAGGACGAGAGCGAGGAAGGGGAGCAGUUGCCGGCGGGGGAGGAGACCAAGUACAAGUCCAAGAACCUGGAUGCCGAGAGGCGGCGGAGGGGCAGGCUCAACAACAACAUCCUCGCGCUCAGGGCCGUCGUGCCCAAGAUCACCAAGAUGAGCAAGGAGUCCACCCUGUCGGACGCAAUCGAUCACAUCAAGAAGCUCCAGAACGAGGUCCUCGAGCUGCAGAGCCAGCUCGCCGACUCCCCCGGCGAGGCUUGGGAGAAGCAAGGCAGCGCGUCGUGCUCCGAAUCCUUCGUCCCCACAGACAACAUCCAUUAUCAGGGUCAGGUGGAGCUGAUACCUCUAGGAUCAUUUAAGUACAACCUCAAGAUCUUUUGGACCAAAAAGGCAGGCCUCUUCACCAAAGUCCUGGAAGCACUCUGCAGCUACAAUGUGCAAGUGCUCAGCCUGAACACCAUCACCUUCUAUGGCUAUGCAGAGAGUUUCUUCUCCAUUGAGGUGAAGGGUGAGCCGGAUGUUGUGAUGGUGGAGCUAAGGAACCUCCUGUCCAGUAUUGUGGAGGUUCCAAGCAUGUGAGGCUCUCGAGAAUAAUAACUCAGAUUACCCAUAUUACAGAACAUAUACUAUUUGUCAGUGGAAAUCAAAGACCACCUUUGUUAGAAAUAACUCUAGAGUAUGCCAGUAUGGUGUGGUCUUUGUGUAGGAACUAGGGAGCAUACAAAGAGAUUGACAAAAACUGACAGAAUUUUGUGUCCAAGUUGUACGCGGAGGCGCAAUGAACUUGUGAUUUGUGAACCAUGCCAUGAUUCGCCAUCAUCUUUAUUUCUAUCUUCUUUACUAAUGCAUGGUCUGCAUACAUCAA